UGCAGACAAUCCUGAUUUACUUGAUUCACACUUGCUUGCUGAACAUCUUAGACAGAUUCUCCGCUACGAUCAUUCCUUUUCCUUAAAUGUCUCAGUGGUUGCCAACAGCUGGGAGUGGUGGAGCCACUGGCACGGGGGCCGCAGCGAGUGGAGCACAGGAGGAACCGCCACCACCCCAGAGGCGCAAGGUGGCGGACCAGAAGGACGCGUCUCACAAACUCACCAUUCAGCUGGAGGCGAGGAUGAGGGAGCAGGAGGCAGGGGGCUCGCACUUCAAGUGCCCGUGGGGCCACCCUGUCAUCAUGGCGAUGAGCAGCGCAGGGCAGCGAUACGACAGUUCGGUGAAAGCAGCGGGAGCGCAACGCACAUUCGGGUCGCCACACUUGCACGCUUUCAUCGCGAUGCUGGACGCACUGACAAUGACAGACACAACAGGAAAAGACAACGAGGUGCAUAUGAUAUUCAGAGCAGCCGUCAGGCUCAAGGAGUUCGCGGAAGGAGGCAAGCCAGACGACCUGGAGGAGUGGGUUCACAGCUGCAGGGCAAGCGAGUACUUCAAGAAGGCCAGCCAGCAGCCGUUGCAUUGCAUCGUCUUCAGCGCAUCAGGUCACUGGCCGCUCGCCAAGACGCCAGAGGAAGACCUCGAGAUUCAAAGCGUAUAGUAUCAUCCCAUGGAUAUCGACACGGCCACAAACAAGGCCUGGAUUCAGGUCGACCGGCUGCUCACGCAGGCACUUCGUCACGUGGGGGCCACGAGAUUGCCGGGGAAAGCUCCGGUGGGGGGAUUGGCUUAUCAGAUGCGCAGACAGUAAGCAUGGCGCUGCUGCUCUCAGCAGCAUCAUCAAGACCAGUAGCUGAGCAGACAUGUGAUGUGGGUGAGCUUUUUUCGGACAUACCUAUUGCAGCUGAUGGGAUGGGAUUGUCAGUGCCAGUUGAUAGCGAUAUAGCCAUGGAUGGGAGUUAUCUUAUUUCAGCUCCUGUGCACGCUGCAGAUAGACUACCAGUGAAUG
This is a messenger RNA of Prorocentrum cordatum, 1010 nucleotides long. Lineage: Eukaryota; Dinophyceae; Prorocentrales; Prorocentraceae. The record is from the annotation of a GenBank genome assembly.